AUGGCCGGCGGCAGCGACGCCGGCAUGGGAGCCUGCGGUGCCGACGGCCUGGAGCUUAGCCUCCGCCUUGGAAGCCCGACGGCGGCCCCCGCCCCGGCGCCGGCGCCGGCACGGAGGAACCUCACAAUUGUCUACGACCGGCGCGUGAUGUGCGCCGUCGACGUGGUCGAGCUACAGGCAAUGGCAAUCAUAUCCAUGGCGAACCAGGAAACGACGGGGAGGAUCACAGACAUGGACGACGCCGGCAUCGCGCAAGGGGCUUGCCGCCCCGCUCGCGCGCAGACGAGGGCAUCUCCGGAUCACGGCUGCAUCGAGGCGCCCACGCCGCUCGGCGAUCAGGGGGGCCUGUCGAUGAAGCGCUCGCUGCAGCGGUUCCUCGAGAAGCGCAAGGCGAGGGCCAGCGCCGCGUCGCCGUACGUCGUCCACCGGCCCGCCCGGGCGCCGAGAUCUUGA
Molecule: messenger RNA, 453 nt
Organism: Triticum turgidum subsp. durum (durum wheat)
Lineage: Eukaryota; Viridiplantae; Streptophyta; Magnoliopsida; Poales; Poaceae
Source: the annotation of a GenBank genome assembly